This is a messenger RNA of Dermacentor albipictus, 700 nucleotides long. RefSeq names its product protein FAM210B, mitochondrial-like. The record is from RefSeq and is a predicted model, not a curated record. Lineage: Eukaryota; Metazoa; Arthropoda; Arachnida; Ixodida; Ixodidae. Gene Ontology annotation, cellular component: mitochondrion.
UGCACGCGAACGGCAAAGAGCCGUGCGCGUGCAUUUCGCCAGACAAAACCGACAAGAAGCUGAGAGCAGCAAGGCGCGCUGGCGCGCUCUUCGCACAAACAGCUGCAUGUAGACGGCUCGAGAGAAGAAAGUCGGAAGAGACAACGAAGAUAUCUGGCAUCGACACUCGGCGCACUUUCCACCUUGGCGCCCUCCAUGGGCUCCCAUACAGGACCGAGUUCAGUGUCUCAAGGUGAUGCUGGCAACAAGCCUGCUCCGGUGUCGAGAAAAGAGAAGUGGAAGCAUGCAAUCAAGGAGUACGGUAGUGCAAUGGUGGCGUUCCAUGUCGUGUUGUCAUUUACAUCCUUCGGCAUCUGCUACGUACUUGUUUCGAGUGGUGUAGACAUGACAGCAGUUGCAGAGAAGCUUGGUUUCAGCAUGGACUCCCAGUGGGUGAACUCAAAGAUUGCUGGUGGAAGUGGUACACUUGUACUUGCGUACGCGGUCCAUAAACUGUUUACCCCCGUGCGCAUGGGCAUUACUUUGUCUACAACGCCGAUACUCGUGCGGUGGUUGCGGCGCAAUGGCAUUUGGGGCUUCAGAUAUUGAGUGGAUGUUAGCGCUUACCCAUGACCGAAAUUAAUCUAUGUAGAUAUGCGUAAGUCGUAAGUUCUUGUUAAACAGCUGUAUUUUAAGUUGAAUAAAACGAGAUUUGAGCUGA